Messenger RNA from Mytilus californianus (California mussel), 2003 nucleotides. RefSeq lists its product as uncharacterized. The record is from RefSeq and is a predicted model, not a curated record. The transcript is spliced from 2 exons. NCBI's taxonomy places the organism in Eukaryota, Metazoa, Mollusca, Bivalvia, Mytilida, Mytilidae. Bases 720 to 1631 code for a protein of 303 amino acids.
UAUCAUGUUAAUGUACAAUUUACUUUUAUAAUACCAAAUUUAUCUGUAUAUUUGUUUUAUCUAAUAUUCAUUUACAUUGAUAAUUCUCUUUAAAAAAUGCAUAAAUCUGGCUUUUUUUGUUUCUUAGGAUAUCAGCUGUUGUUAUACUUAGAACAAGUUUAUCAAAAUGUGUAAAUCAUUAUUUCAUUGAAAUAGUUGAAUGUUGAUUUUUUUUUUUUUUCAUUGAACUGUUGUUCUACUCAACUAUCUGUUUGCUUACAUUUGAUUGAUGUGUAAUAAUCAUUCAUAAAACAGUAAUUAUUGAACAUUUCGUGUAAACAUUUGCUUUUAAGAAUAGAAAUUUGUCAACAUUAAUGAUACUGUAAUAUUAUGAUAAGCCAAAUUGUAAACAAACUGCUGAAAAUAAUUUGAAUUAUACAGAUUGUUUCAAUAAUUGUUAUACUCCAAUUUUCAUGGUUUUUACAUUACUCUUUUUUCAAUGAGAAAUUCAUUAAAUUUUGAAGCAUAUACUAUUUAGGUUUUAAAGUGUAUUUUCUAUUUUCACUCCAAUUUCAGUGUAUUUAUUGGACUUUGUUGUCAUUUUUUGUGUGUGGUAUUAAGAUAAAACCUCUUGUUUUUUUCAACGUAAUACCCCCCUGCCAGCAAAAAACCGCGAAAACUUUUGAUAUCAUCGGGCUUUUACCUUCUUUAUAUCUUGUAAAAGUAAAGGUAAAAACCCGAUGGUAUGCGGAAGUUCUGGGGGUUUUCAGAGAAACGCUCAUUUACAACUGAAAAUGGCUAAGCGUCCUAAUCCAUCUACAUCUUCAUCAGAGGAAAUUGUUGGUUAUUUGCAUGACAUUUCGCCGAUAAAGACAAGUAAAAAUAACACAAGAUAUUUCAACGCAACCCUGCAGAACAGAGAUGAAUUCCAUAGACUUGUGUGUUUCUCGCCGGACAAGCUGAGUGCUUUCACAAAUGCAGAGAAAAUGAAAUCUCCACUGAAACUUACCAACAUAGCCAUGGUUCCAUCUGUAACUGAAACUGGGAAAAUAGACAUUAAAGUCUCUAGAUUUUCGAACCUGAACAUUGUGGACAAGCUUCCAUUCAAAAGACAAAAAUUAGAUUUCGACGACAAUGUUUCAAAUCUGGAUGAGUUAAAGAUAUCACAUCAAACGGUCUCUGUUUCUGCUAAGGUUACUGGUGUAUUUGCUGAACAAGAAACAGUUGAUGUAUAUGGUACAUCAAAAGAAAAGAAGGAAUUCAUUAUUGCAGAUAGCACUUCAGCAAUGCCAUUGGUGCUAUGGAACGAGCAAAUUGAUUCGGUUCAGAGGAAUGAAUGUUAUAAUUUCAAAAAUGUUUCAACCAGAAUAUUUCAAGAUAAUAUAAAAUUACCAGCCACAACAAGGACAACCAUCACACAUAUUCCACCAAUGGAAAAUAUAACAACAAACCUGCUUCAUAUCAAACUUCCGACGACAGUAAUUUUGAAAAUCCACCAAGUUUCACUCAACAAAACUUACAAGUGUGGAUCAUGCUCAAAAAAUGUAAUGGAAAAUGACAUAGGCAAAGUCACAACUAAAUGUACUUCCUGUUCAAUGAAACAAAGAAAUGAAUCUUUAAAACUUGUUUCAAUUUGCAAAAAAAUGUUGUAGAUGAUUUGGACAGCAGCCUAUCAACAAAACUGACCCUUUUUGAUACAGAGUUGAAAGCAUUUCUUACUACUAUAGAUAAAGACGAGCUCAUAAAUCAAACAGAUGAUUUUGAAGAUUUUAUGCUGACCUUACCAAAACUGAGACUGACACAUGCUUAUAAUAUAGUUGCUAGCAUCUGCAUCCAGGAAGACUAAUUUUACAAUAUGCUGGAGAUAUGAUAUAACUUUGUCCUUUAAAUUUGUUAGUUUGGUUUUUUUGAGGAAAAAAAAUGAUAAUUAUUUUUAUUUAUUGAACAUGAACUUGGGCAAGACGCUAACUUUGGAUUUUAUUGAUUUUUUUUACACUUGUUUAACAGGAAAUAAACGUGCUUGA